Molecule: messenger RNA, 183 nt
Organism: Gongylonema pulchrum
Lineage: Eukaryota; Metazoa; Nematoda; Chromadorea; Rhabditida; Gongylonematidae
Source: the annotation of a GenBank genome assembly
AUGCGUGAUGUUCUGCUACUCGCUAUGAUUGCUCAUUUCCAGAAAACUGACAAAGAAUUGGCAGUAGGCGGCGCAGUAGUGGCCGAAUCCCAGCAGAAUCUCUUCAAAGGAUCUCAGAAUUUUGUGAUGUCGCAGACAAGCGAUUGUGCCCAGACAUCGUCGUCAUCAGUCGGCGUCUCGCAA